Molecule: messenger RNA, 1987 nt
Organism: Ziziphus jujuba (common jujube)
Lineage: Eukaryota; Viridiplantae; Streptophyta; Magnoliopsida; Rosales; Rhamnaceae
Product: pentatricopeptide repeat-containing protein At5g66520-like
Exons: 1
Coding region: 191-1507 (438 amino acids)
Biological process (GO): RNA modification
Molecular function (GO): protein binding; RNA binding
Source: RefSeq, a predicted model, not a curated record
GUAUACAAUGUGAAAAAAAUAAAAUAUGAGGGGAUGUUUUUAUAAUUAAAUGAAAAUAUUAAGGUACUUUUACAAAACUGGUAAAAUAUAGGGGUGCUAAUGUUUCCUAGAGAAAGUGCAUGCAAAUUUGUUAUAUAGGGACCGUGCCUGCCCAUGCUAAAAUUUUGUAUUUGUGCCACUGAUCUAAGCCAUGCUUGUGAAUCUCUCAAACCAUCUAACCAGACCCACAAACCACUUGAUUUCAUGCUACAUCAAAUGCUUUAACUCUUGGGCUUUGGCCAUUAAAAAUGCUUCUUCCCCUUUUAAAGCCCUGUCUCUCUACUCCAAAAUGCACCGUCACUCUGUUCCUUUUGAUACCUUCUCCAUUCUUUUCACCCUUAAAUCUUGUACCCAGUUCCAAGAUAUUGCACUCAUUCAACACCUUCAUGCCCACAUUCUCAAACUUGGCCUCAUUUCCCAUGUAUACGUGGCCACUUCUCUUCUCCACGCAUAUGUUAUCGCUUCCUUCGGUGAUGCCUGCCUAUUGUUCGAAGAAAUACCUGUAAGAAACACGGUAACGUGGAAUACAAUGAUAAAAGGAUACUCGAGGUCGGGAGAAUUGGAGAAAGCGAAUUCGGUGUUCAGAGAGAUGCCAAUCAGAGAUAUUGCAUCAUGGUCUGCCAUAAUUGCUGCCCAUGUAAACAAUGGGAUUUAUGAGCGUGGUUUAUCUCUCUUUCGAGAUAUGGUAAUGAAUGAGAGUUUAAAACCUGACCAGUUGAUUACUGGAUCGGUUUUAUCAGGUUGUGCCCACAUUGGUUCUCAUGGGUUAUUGAUGGGGAAAUCAGUUCAUGGAUUCAUGGCCAAGAAUGGGUGGGAAUUGAAUGUGGAACUUGGUACAGCUUUGGUUAACAUGUAUGGUAAAUGUGGAUUUCUGAAGAGUGCUUGUCAGGUUUUUCAACUAAUGCAGGAAAGGAAUGUCAUGUCUUGGACUGCUUUGAUUUGUGGUUCAGCACAGCAUGGCUUCAGUGAGGAAACUUUAUCAUUGUUUGAGAUGAUGCAAAAAGACGGUGUAACACCUAAUGAGCUGACUUUCACAGGGAUUCUUAAUGCAUGUGUGCAUACAGGAUUAGUGGAUGAGGGCCGCAGAUAUUUCAAGAUGAUUGAAGAAUGUGGUUUGGAGCCUAGAAUACAGCAUUAUGGGUGCAUGGUUGAUUUGUUUGGAAAGGCAGGGAUGCUAGAAGAAGCUUAUGAGGUAAUUAAGACAAUGAAACUUGAAUCCAAUAUGGUAAUUUGGACUUCCUUCUUGUCAGCUUGUAAGGAUCAUAGAAAGUUUGAAAUGGCUGAGAAAGUAGUUGAGCAGGUUUUAAGGAUGAUAAAACCAGAGAAAGAUGGUGGGGUUUAUACUCUUAUUGCUGAUUUGUAUGUUCUGGGUGGGAAGAGGGAUGAUGCAGAAAUGGUAAGGAAAUUAAUGGUGAGCGAAAAAGUGAGAAAGGUUAGAGGCUCGAGUUUUGUCAGAAGUGGAGCAUAGUUAUUUAUAUGAUAAUUCUAUUCUCUGAGUCUUGAGGGAACUGAUGAACAAUGAACUUUGCUUGGAGAUUGUUAACAUCUUUGGGGAGUUGAGCUUUCCGUGGGAUGAAAUAGUUCCUGUCAUCUAGAGUCGACAAGAAAUUUCACAUGCUUUGCUUCUUUUGUGUCGUAUAACUUCUGUUUAAUGGAGUAAGACGGAGAAAGGGUGAAUAAAAUGCUGAAGUGGAGUAUUUUGUCUGCAGUCUUUGGCAAUAUGCUAAGCUUAAGAAAUUAAGGAGAUGCAUGAAUUACAUGUGCCAAAAAAGGUUAAAGAUCCUGAAAAAUAACUGGACUGCUGGCAUCCCGCUUAAGAUGGUUAGAUGUUGAGUAAUUUCCACACUACUUGGUCAACUAAAUUAUAGUUUUGGGACAUGGAUUGAAAGGUCCAUCGAGAAGCAUAUAGACUUGCUGAUUGAUUAUAGAAGUUUCAUUCAUUUGUUUC